CCGUCGCAGGCCAAGAUCGAGUGCGACGACAAGGGCGACGGCUCGUGCGACGUGCGCUACUGGCCGCAGGAGCCGGGCGCCUACGCGGUGCACGUGCUGUGCGACGGCGAGGACAUCGCGCGCAGCCCCUUCAUGGCCGACGUGCGCCCCGCGCCGCGCGACUGCUUCCCCGACAAGGUCAAGGCGCAGGGCCCCGGGCUCGAGAGCACCGGGGUGGCCGUGAACAAAGCGGCCGAGUUCACGGUGGACGCCAGGAACGGGGGCAAGGGGCCCCUCAAGGUGCAGGUGCAGGACGCCGAGGGCCACCCCGUGGACGUGGCGGUCAAGGACAACGGCAACGGCACCUACAGCUGCUCCUACGUGCCCAAGAAGCCCCUCAAACACACGGCCCUGGUCUCCUGGGGGGGCGUCAACAUCCCCCACAGCCCCUACAGG
This is a messenger RNA of Nothoprocta perdicaria, 435 nucleotides long. RefSeq names its product filamin-A-like. The annotation marks the transcript as partial. The record is from RefSeq and is a predicted model, not a curated record. The transcript is spliced from 3 exons. NCBI's taxonomy places the organism in Eukaryota, Metazoa, Chordata, Aves, Tinamiformes, Tinamidae. Gene Ontology annotation, molecular function: actin filament binding. Gene Ontology annotation, biological process: actin cytoskeleton organization.